AUGCCCUCACUGCGAAGCACAAGAAGCUCGGACUCCUCGCGGAGUAAUCACAAGCUCGAGGAAGUAGGCGACGGUGAGGAGGAAUUUGAGCAAGCUGAUGAGCCGCAAGAGGAAGAGGAGUACGAUGAGGAGGAAGAGGCAGAGACGCGUUGUAUCUGCGGUGAAUUGGACCCGCCAGACGCCGAUGGGCUGUAUAUCCAGUGUGAGAAGUGCUCUGUAUGGCAGCAUGGGUACUGUGUAUCGAUCAGCGACACUGUGCCAGAGAAGUACUGGUGUGAGCAGUGCAAGCCGGAGCUGCACUUGAUAGUUGUGACACCACAGGGCAAGAUGUCAAAGUAUUUACCGGUGCAACCGAAGGAUUCGAAGGAGUCUGUUGGAAGCAGACGGAAGAGCAGACGUGCUCAGGACGAUGAGAAGGAUGAGCUACAGCAGAAGAAGAAACGCGAGCGUGGUGGGUUAUCAAGAGAGGAUGCUCGUUAUGAGGCGAUGAUUCAACGGGCAUUGGAGGAGAGUAAGAAGGAUGCUCAGCCUGAUACCAAAUCUGAAGACGAGAGGGGCUCCAGAAGAAGCUCCAGAAGGAAAAGAAGUAGCGAGGAUGUUGACGGGGAUGAAGGCGAGUUGUCCAAGCAAUCUGACGUUGAGCACAGCGAUGCUGGUAAGGGUAACGGCAAUGGCCAAGGUGCUGAAGCCGAAUCCAAGCCAACCACAGGCGAGUCCCGUGUCAGCAGGCUGAAAAGAGAGUCUGCAGAGAACUCAGAGUCUAACGAUUCCACUGCGUCCUCGUCAACUCAGAAGAAGAAGGCCAAGCGUACCAAGAGAAGCACUCCCUCAUCAGCCGGCUCGUCAAAGUCUUCAUCCACCAUUGAUUUCAAUAAACCUACAAGACCAAGGAUCCCACAGCAGAGAGCCACUUUGAACGAGAUGAGAAAACGUGUUGCAGCGAUACUGGAGUUCAUCGGACGUACUCAGGUGGACAUUGCAACGGAACAGAAGGAUCAAAAUGAGCUCACCAAGUUCGUGGAGGAUGAAAAGAUGAAGCUAACAGUGGAUCAAAUGUUUGAGAACUACAAUGGAAGCUUAGAACUGAUGGACUCUCUCACGAGAAAAUUGUUAUUAUGGGAACAAACGUUUGGGAAAUUUGGCGACCAAUGA
Messenger RNA from Williopsis jadinii, 1152 nucleotides. It is a transcript of the gene CTI6, whose product is annotated as Cti6p. The record is from RefSeq and is a predicted model, not a curated record. Lineage: Eukaryota; Fungi; Ascomycota; Saccharomycetes; Phaffomycetales; Wickerhamomycetaceae. Gene Ontology annotation, biological process: negative regulation of silent mating-type cassette heterochromatin formation; negative regulation of rDNA heterochromatin formation. Gene Ontology annotation, cellular component: Rpd3L-Expanded complex; Rpd3L complex. The transcript has a single exon. Bases 1 to 1152 code for a protein of 383 amino acids.